AUGACCGGCACGAAGGGCAGAGGCCGGGGCUCCGUGGCCGCGCGGUAUGCGCGCGCCAACGCGCUGGUGGGGUCCGUGCUGAACAAGUUCCACAAUGGGUCGGAGCGGGCGGUGGACCCGUUCGUGAUCCGCACGCUGAAGGAGCACGAGCCGCGGCUGCUGGGCAUCCGGUGCUUCGUGGAGCAGGGGCCAGCGGAGGACAGUCGACGCGCCAAGGACGAGUCGCACGUGGUCAACCACACGACGCACGCGUCGGGCAUUUUCGGGCUCUUCACAGUCUGCGGGGGGUUGUUCGGACCGGGGGUAAUCAUGCGUCAGUGGGAUGCGUGCAGCGGAACGGAGGGCGACACGGACGAGCGGGAGGCCGCCAUGGCGGAGUACGUGGCUACGGUGGACAAGAUGCUGCCUGGGUGGGACGAGAGCCUGCCGGACCACCCCGUUGCCAGCACGGACCGCUUCUGGGAGGACGAUGCGACGGCGACGAACUGUCCGCUGUGCUUCGUCGCCUUCUCCGUACGCGAACGUCGUCACCACUGUCGGUUGUGCUUCUCGAUAUUCUGCGCGGGCUGCUGCGGACAGAUCCUGGAGGUCGCCUUGUGUCCAGGCGCGCCGCUGCGCGCGCAGCGCGUGUGCACGCCGUGCUAUCAGGCGGAGUACCGUGCCCAGCAGCUUCGAGAAGCGAGGAAAAUCAGCCGCGAGAACCAGGAACUCGAGCAGAGGAUUCGCGCGGUGCUGUCUACAGCGAAGCAGACACUUGCGGCCAAGCAGCAGGAGGAACAGAAAUUGCGCGCGCUGGCGAUUGACGCGGGCUGCGACGUACAGGCUCUCGAUGAGGCUAUUCAGAAGCAGCACGGCGGAUCCCCCAUAGGCUCCGCGUCAAUGGAGCUGCGAACGCCGCCAGCAGCGCACCGAUUCGCACCAACGCAAACCUCGGUGGAAGCCUCAAACCAGCUCGCUCUGGCUCAUCGGCAACUAACGAUGAGCUUCAAGAUGGCGCAAUGUCGUGCUCAUCGGGUGCUCGACAAGAUGAACGCAACAAUCGCGGCGUUGCGAGAUGCUGUGAACACUCAAAAGUCGACGAACAACAGGUCGCCAUCGCCUGAUCAUGAAGACAACGGAUGGAGCGCCAUGAUUCGCCACACGGACAGUUUCCUCACGCAAACCGAUCGGGAGGCGCUGCAAGUUGUUCCGGAUGAGCUCUACAGCCGUUUACGCUCUCGAAGUAGCAGCUCCGUUGACAACUCGGCUGCAUCGGACCAAAGUAUUGCCAUGCUGUGGCAGACGGAGUGUCUGAAAGAUAAUCGGACGCGGACUUUUGUCACAGACUUGGCUGAAGCUGUGCGUGCCAGGCUAGAUGCUUCGUCAGGGUCAGAUACUGAAGACUCGGACGCGAAUGAGGCACCCGUGGCCACGUCACCGUCCAAUUCGGUACCGACUUCUUUGGAGCUUGAGAAGGUGUACGAGCUCAUCUGUACACAGUGCGAAACGGGGCCAGCGUCGGAAUGGGAUGAACAGAUUCGCCUCGAUGUCACGAGAACAUUCGGGAUAUCCGCGCGGCGGCAGCACCGCAAGAGCAUAGACCCUACUUCACGUGCUAUAUGCCAUUCGAACGGCGUCGCAAUUCCACUCGAGAGACGGCAAGCAGCGCUGCAGAAUGUGCUUCGGGCUUGUGCUAGCGUGGAUACCGAAGUCGGGUACUGCCAGGGGAUGGAUCACGUCGCGGCGUUGAUGCUGGCUGUGAGUGACUGGAACGAAGCGCGUGCAUUCUGGUUGCUUGUUAGCCUCCUUGCAUCCCCACGGUUCGAGCUUGAGAGACUGUAUGGGCCAGGACUGCCGCAUCUAACUCUCCGCUGCUUCCAGCUGGACCGCCUUCUACGAAUGCAUCUACCUCUGCUAUCCGAGCACUUUCAGGCUAUCGACUUCCCAAUCAGCAUCGUUGCAACAGGGUGGUUUAUGACUCUUUUCACCAACAUGGAGGCGCUGUCCUACGACGUCGUUAUACAAGUGUUCGAGGGAUUUAUUUUCAAGGGAUGGAACCAUAUCCUCCGCACCGCUCUUGUGAUCUUGGAGGAGCUGCAGAGACCCAUUCUUGCCAGCUCUUUUGACGAGAUCCCUCGCCUGUUUUACGACAUCCAGGACCUCGACUCAUGGACGCGGGAUACGUCCUCACGCAAUCAGCAAAGUUCGAGGUGUCUGAUCGAAUGUUGA
Phytophthora sojae is the source of this 2208-nucleotide messenger RNA. RefSeq lists its product as hypothetical. Gene Ontology annotation, molecular function: metal ion binding. Lineage: Eukaryota; Oomycota; Peronosporomycetes; Peronosporales; Peronosporaceae. The transcript is spliced from 7 exons. The record is from RefSeq and is a predicted model, not a curated record. Bases 1 to 2208 code for a protein of 735 amino acids.